AGGGAUGCGGACUCAGGGACAGCCAAGUUGCCAGGGUGAAGGGAGGAAUUGUUCAAAUUUUCCGUCAUUUAUUAAAGCAGCUGCCCCGGGAGGGCGGUGCUCACCCCUGAAUUACUCCCACACACUCCUGAAUAUCCCUGGAGUGCCCUGAGUCCCUCAAAGUGACGCGGAAACCCUCAAUAAUACCGAAAGGAGAGCAGUGUCCAGCACCUUUGAGUUUUGUGAUUCACCGAGUGAGAGAAAGAAAAAAUAUUCCCAUCUCGGAGGCGUUUAUGUGUCUUUUUCCAUCAUGUCGAGAGAGUACGACCACCUGUUCAAGUUGCUCAUCAUAGGAGACUCAGGUGUGGGAAAAAGCUCUCUCCUGCUGAGAUUUGCAGAGAACACCUUCACAGGGAACUACAUCACCACCAUCGGCGUUGACUUCAAGAUCCGAACGUUAGAGGUGGAUGGAGAGCGCGUCAAGUUACAGAUUUGGGACACAGCUGGCCAGGAACGCUUCCGAACUAUCACAUCCACGUACUACCGAGGCACACAUGGGGUAAUAGUGGUGUACGAUGUCACCAAUGGAGAGAGUUUUGCCAAUGUCAAACGCUGGCUGCAUGAGAUCGAGCAGAACUGUGAAGUCGUCAACAGGAUACUCGUGGGGAAUAAGAAUGACUGUCCAGACCGCAAAGUUGUCCUGUAUGAAGAUGCCAAACGCUUUGCAGACCAGAUGACCAUCAGCUUCUUUGAAACCAGUGCAAAAGACAAUAUUAAUGUGGAGGAGAUGUUCACAGUGAUGACCAAGAUGGUUCUCCAAACAAAGAAGGAGCAGAAGGACCGCCAGAUGGAAACAAAUGACCCACUCCGCCUACACAACAAUAAAACACACAAAAGAAAACCCAAAUGCUGCUAGCAAACACACACCAGGUAGAGAGUUGCUGAAAGAACCAAGCGGUGUUGCAUGAGGCACAGUACAGCACAGCACACACCGCCAAUGCCAGCGGGAGGAAUUGGUUCCCCACCCACCCAUAAAGCCUCUGUGGCAUGAGCACCUGUCAUUUGCUGAGGGAUCCGAAUGCACAUAAGAAGACAGACUUUCAAUUUAGUCUUAUAAGAGUUACGCGUCAGUGGAGGCUUGUCCUUCUGCCCGUGUGAGUCAGUGCGAGCAUGUCAGAAUGCAUGUGAUUAUGUAAGUUAAGGUUCAGCUUUUUAUAUCGAUGGCCCAUUUCAAAAUUUGCGUCUUUCUUGAAUCGAGUCAAAAGGAAAGUAUCUGUGUCGGUCCUGUAGUGGGACUUUGCUACUUCCCCUAAAUCUGUGAGCAUUAGGUUUGGUAUUCAGCAGUAUUGGGUUUGUGGAAUUGAUUUAUUUUGUGCUGCAUUCAUUGGUUUGUCUAGAAUGGAGCUGUCUUAGAGAUUGUAUUACUUGUCAUUGACGUAUAGAAUAAUUAGUAUGUAUGGUGUUAUGAUUUAUUUUGUUUGAGAGAAAGAGUAAAAGGGAGAGAGGGAGAGAAGCACAUAAAUUUGGAAUGAUAUGCUGGAUUGAAGUAUUCAGCAUCUCAAAUGUAUUUCCAUUCUUGCCUUGAUUCUACACCAUAACUGAUGAUUUAUUGAUACUGUACAAACUUCAUGCUUUCCCAAAUUUGUGUGCAUGCUGGUCUGUUAGGGAAGGUGGGAGCAUAAUCCUGCUUUCCUCACUGGUCCUUGCUUGUCACUGGAGGGAAACACAUGACUGCCACAUUUCCAGAAAGUUGCCCAGAAAGAUAUGUGAAUCAUGCAUUGAUCUACAACUGGUAUAAGCUAUUUUCAUAAUGUAUGUGUAAGGAAAUAUGUUGUAUCAUACAUAAGGAAUGGUGAUAAUGUGUUGGCUGCGCCAGAGACCAUAAGAUGUCCUAUUUUGAUAGAGAGAGAGAGUGUGUGUGUGGAAGGCAGCAAGCUAAAAACAAUCAGUGUGUUUGCGAGGGAUAGAUAAUCUUAAACUAUUAUUUUACUGUUCCUCUUAUUGCUUUAUUCCUUUAUUGCACAAAAUUAUAGUUGUAUUUGCCUAAGAAAUCAUUCAGCUGGACUCUUUCCCUUAAAAUCUUGACUGGGUGUUGUGUAUACGUACAUCAGAAGACUUCCGUAUGCUGCCUUAUUAGCCAAGCAGAAUGAUAGACAGAUGGAUCAAUACCUAAAUUGAGGCUUCCAUCGUCCUCACGUUGCACAGAAGCACCUGCAACAAACUGUGCAUUAAUUAGACAGGUUCUCAUGCAUGUAUUUCACAAGUUGGUAAAUGGCACUCUUGUGCAUGUCUUUUCUGGUGUAGCAUGAAGGACCCCCCAUGGGACCAUUUUUAUUGCCUGUUGUAGUUCAGAAAUGUCGGGAACAACUAGGUUUGUGCUUCAGGGUCUUGGCCAAUCAUGUCUUUGUUGCUUUGCUAUCAUUAGUAGUUUCAGCUCAUGUUUGUAGAGGUUGAAUUUGUCUAGGUUCCAAGUGAAAUGUAUGUUCGAGGCUGUGUAUGUUUGUGUUCUGUUACCUCUGUCUUGGCUUUUCAUCCUCAUCAACACAAAAAUUUCUCUCUCCUGUUGAACUUACUCAGUCUUCUUUACAUACAUGAUUUGUUUUGAUAUCAAACUAUAAAUGUAUUGUUCCAUGCAACAAGGAAUGACAUUUAGUCAUUCCUACAUCUUGCCCUCUUGCAGAUCCAUUCAGCAUUGGUCUGUGCACCUUACCUUCCAUAGAAACAUAUCAAGUAUAUUCAGUAAGUUCUCUAUUACCAUUUGCCCUACAAAUUUACUAAUGGAAAUUUUAUGAUUUUCAUUGUUAGAGAGAAAGGGGACUUGGAACCUUUUUAGUAUUUUACUUAUCUUAUCUUUAGAAAGAAUACAUAUAUUUUCCAUUUUCCAGCUGCUUUUGCAGUACUUCAUACUUUGUGUAUCAGCCAUCAAAGCCUUUUCUCACUCACAACCUGGAAAAAUCAAGAGAGGCUGAAGAUAAGCAAGCAAGGGAAUGUAUUUAUCAUGUGUAUUUGAAGGGAGGUCAGUCAUCACUUGUGUUUGAUGAUAUGCACACACAGUUUCACCAUCUCUCAUAUACAUUCAGAAUUCCCUUUUAACAAUGAAUAGGACACAUCUGUAUUUAGAAUCAUCACCUCUCCCCCCUCAUCCUGGCAUGUGUAUUGUUGAUCUUGACAGACUGUUGAUCCUUGUAGCCAUAUUUCAAAGUGUUAUCCCCCACUGAACAUUUAAAGAGUCGGUCUGUUACGCAUCAUCCCUGCACACAAUACAUGGAGGUGUUGUAUGUACAGUAGAAGUAGUCAUUAGCUGAACCGGUAACUGGUUAUAACACAACCCAUCGUACCACAUACCUGACUUGUUGUAGUUGUCAUUCUCAUCAUUAAUCCCGUGAUACUUAGAUACACUAACGUAUUUGGAUGUAAGAAGAAAAGACGUUUUAGAUCUCGGCUUUAUUAUUAUUAUUUUUUUUUUUUUUUUUUUUUUUUUUUUUGUGUGUGUGUGUGUGUGUGUGUGUGUGUGUGUGUGUGUGUGUUUUACUGUUUGGUAAGUAGAGAGAGAGAGGUUGUAAAGUAAUGAGCAGAUCGCCUCUCCACAGUUGUCGGCUCAAAUACUCAAUUCAGAUGUACACUAAAUGUUAGCACUUUAUGCUGAAUGACCAGCCAGCCAUAUUUUUUAUUAUUUUCUUUAGUAAGUUGUAGCAAGAGUACUAGUUGAAAUGCUAUAGAGGGAGCUUAGUGAUAGCUUAACAAACAACUAUCAAUUAGUGUGUUAUGCAAAUGAUUAAACUUUGACAGUUGAUGGUUAGACACACAAGACCGUCAGUGCCAGUACUGGGAAGAAUGUAUUGAAGUUGCAGCACAAUCACAUAAUUAUUACCUGUCAUGUGAAACUCAUUGAUAGUUAGUCUUCAGAGGGAAGGCAAGUAGUAACAUGUUCCAACCUGUGUGACAUGGAAGGCUGGGUGCAUGCCAAGAGUCUGACCAGUUCAUUGUUGAUUGUCCAAGAUUUUCUUAUGUAUUAUCCUUGAAACAAAUAUUAGUGACUAUUAUUUCUCAAGUUUGUUCUUUUAUGGCACCUUUAGACUCAGUAUAGUUGAAUCUUCACUCUGAAAGGCAAAUCUGUCAGCGUCACUAAGAAUGCUUUCUGCUUUAGCAAAAAGUAUGGCAAGUGUUGAGGAGGGUAUAAUUGAUAUAAGGGAAAAUGGCAUACAUAGCAAAACAGGCUGCAUGGAUACUCCACCUUUCCAAGUAUUACUGUCAUUAUGUGACACAUUCCCUCUAUGUACUUCCUUCAGGUACUCGCCUGUUAUGUUAUCAACUCAGUUUCACUUGGUCAGUCUGUUUUUUUUACAUAUUUCAUUCAUAAAUAAAGAUUUUUGAUGGUCUUCAGACAUAAUGAUUCAAAUCCGUUCAAUGGCAACAUAUCAGGAGUGCUGAGUGUUGAAUAUUCGAGAUGUAAAGUAAAUUAAAAAUUAAUUUUAUAAGUCUUUGAUCCUUAAAGACAUGAUGGAGAACCUUGAUCGCAAGACUGUUACUCUAUCUUUCAUAGGACUGUCAACACUGACUGUGUGGGUUCUCUUGGCUUUUGUAGUUGAUAGCAAAUAGGAAUUACAUUGAUGGACCUUGAACAGGCAUUUAUGGUAAUUGUUUAGUUUUUGACAGACUAGGUGAUCAAGGCUAGAGGCUCCUUGUCCUUAAAGCUCUUAUAGUGUUUGCCACUAGCAAGAGUCCUUUGAUGCAAAGAAAGCUAAUGAUGAUUAAUUGGAACACUUCUGCCUUAACCUGGGAAGUCUCAUGGUGCUGCUGAAGAUGCUCCUCAUACACUGCCAAUUGACAUCAAGGGCUCAAGUUUACCUGUAGGGAACACCUGCUUGUGGGUUGAGGCAGCUUCCAAUUGUCAGAAUGUAGAGGUUUGGAGGGUUAAAGCUUUGUCAGAUUGGAUCAUUAAAUAAUUUUUCAUCUCUUCCUCACAGGCAAAAGGUAUAUGUAACUGCCUCCAUGUUACAUUACUUUUGCUUCAGCUUUGAACAUUGAAGUAGAAGGAAGAGUUAACUUUUCACCAUUCAUGUAUGUAAAGUCAUCAGUAAAGUUGGUUUUUGUGUUCUAUGGAGGACUGUGUGAUGGUCUCCGUCCGGUUUGGAGAGUGUGUUGCCCCUCCGUGAGUGUGUGUCUAGGGUGCAGGGGACUUUUCAUCUAAUUGACCUCAUAAAAAUUAUCUUCAUUAUAUUGAAAGGAGAGCAGCUGCUGCUUGGCAUUUCAUGGUGGCUUGUGCUAGUUUCCCAGGUCCUCCUGCACUUACAGAUCAUUCAUCUUGUAUGUCUUCAUGAUCCUAAUUCAUCCAGUUUUCUUGACUGUAUUCUCAUCCUCACUAUCAGAAAGAUUGAGCUCAUUGCUUCACCCAUUAAUGAGAUAUGACAGUGAUGAUUGAAGUUGAAUGCUAGAAGGGAUCUGUACACACAUGGGCUUGGUAGGAAGUGAAGGGAUGCAUAAGUGUUGCUUAACUGAUUUCAGAACAACAAAUGUUUGCUCAUAAUUUUAAAUCAACACCACCUCAUUCAUUAGUUCCCUAACAAAGAAAUAAUAGCACUAGUAACUCUUAUUCCAUUACUGUUAUUUUGAGGUUCCCAGCACAAAUGGUUUAUUGCUUGAGGUUGUUAUGGGUUUGUAAUUCUGUUCCUUACAGUCACAGUCAUUCCCUGCACUGUACCAAAUAACUUCACAUUGAACCCAGUUUUCCCCCAUUUAGCUCCAUUGCUGUUUUGUGUAUUUGUAAUUGUAGUGCUUAUUAUUUUCAUGCAUGUAUGUACACCAUUCAUCUCUGGUUUAUAAAGUACAUAUUACUCUAUGUUAUUACACGUAUUGAACAUUGACUUGCUUGCAUUAUACUACCAUGACACAGACCAGCUCAACCGAAUAUAUGAAAUACAUUUAUAUCAACAUAUGAAGGUCUUAAGUUAUUAUCAUUAUUGUCAUUAUUGCCUGAUACUACUAUGUCAGUUAGCACGUGCAUUUCAGUCUCAUAAAUAUGCUAUGAAGAAGCUACGAUUGUUUUGGUCUCUGGGACGGAGUAGCACCAGAAAUCUUGUCUUGCAUUUGAUACCUUGACUUCUGCUGACUCCCUUACCCUCAGUGCUUGUGUGAUUUUAAGGCCAGUCAUUGUAUCUCUAUCUCCUACCUUCAGUUCAUUACACUGCCCUUAUGCUAGUGUCUUAAGGAGCAUAAUAGUAAAUGGUUAUCAUCCCCUUUAGACUUCAGAAAUUGCAAAGGUUGUCCCUCAUGAAUAAGCACAAAAUUUAUAGAAGUCAAGAUUAACUGUGAUCACUUUCCUAUAAGCAGUGGAUUGGAAGUUCCUAAUUAAAGCACAUCAUGGAAGCCAAACAAGCAGUGCACCUGACUGUAAUCUGGUCCCAGUAAUCAAAGAUGCACAAGAUCCAACAGUCAGGUGUGCAAGUCUUCCCCAUGUAUGUGUUGUUGCAAAUACUUGUGCUCCUGACAACAUUUUCCACCCAUAUUUAUUCUUCUAAAGGGCAUAGCAUAACCUUUUUACCUUUUUCUGGGCCUACUGUUAUUUUUCCCUUUGUUAAAGCUUACAUAGACUGCAUGCACUUUUAUAUGUUAAUUUAAUCAUUGUCUUUUUAUACACAAGGAGUGACAGAACAGUGUAAUCAGCUGGAGACAUUUUGUAUUGUUUGAUGAAAUUUUAGAUUUCUUAGUAUACUGUUGGGUCGAUCAUACAUAGUGUUAAGUUAAACAAAAUUCUACAUCUUAGGUAAUUAUUAGUGACAUUUGGAAUUUUGAUUGAAGGAAACUGUUCACACAAAGUUAGAACAUAUUUAGUUAUUUAUUUCAUUUGCUACUUUUGUUUCCCCUGUGGUGUAUUUAUCGUGUUUAAUUUCCUUUCCAAUGGGUUUUUGUCAUGUCCAACGCUUUACAGAACUUAUCAAAUGCUGAACAACUAUUUUAAGUUGGUCAAAUCUUAUUCAGCAGUUUGCAAAAGAAACACACACACACACACACACACACACACACACACACACACACACACACACACACACACACACACACAUUGCAGUCACUAUACCUUGGCCACUUUUCUUUCAUGCCUGCUUUGUAUUGUGUUCAUGUCUGUGUGUUUAUAUCUGUCACUCCUUGUCUUUGAGAUUGAGCCCAGCAGCCCAUCUCACAGAUCAGGAAGGGUCAUGGGUGUGCAGGUUAUGAUUGCAAUGUAUCCUUGUGUAAAUCUUGUAACCUUAAAUACUGUACUUCUUUUGUAUUUUUUAUUAUUUUUAAUGCACCAAGAAAACCUAUUCCUGUUUAUUGAAGCUCCAUUCCAGUGUGAUUUAAUUUCAUUAUAUUUUUUACUCAAUAACUUAAGCCUACCACAUAGUUUUGAAAAUUUUUUGCACAGUAUAUUAUUCCACUAAAACAUACGCGAGAGAAAGGUUUAUAAUGGUAUGAUUUUUAUGGUAAAAUGUAAAAGAUGGACUUCCAUGUUAAUAAACAAUGAUUCCCCCCUCCAUGCACACACACACACACACACACACACACACACACACACACACACACACACACACACACACACACACACACACACACACCAUAUUUGUAAAAAGAUAGGCCCAGGUGAUCAAUUCUUUUAUCAUUCAACAAAUAAAUAAAUCAUCUUUUUAUUAGAAUCUAGUAGAGAGAAAAAGAAAUCCCAUGCUCUGAAAUAUUCUAUAUGUAAUUGUUGAUUUAAAACAAAAUAUAUUGAUGUUUACUGAAUCAGUGUGAAUAUAAUGUGAGCAUAUUUUUUGUAUAGAAAUAUACAUAUAUAGUAUAUACAUAUAUAUUUCAGAAUCCAGCGACCUUUUCCAUUCCGUGUUUAUGGUCUGUGUUUCAGCUCCAUUCAAGCUGUAAUUCCAGUCACCCCUCCAUUAGUGUAUUCCUCAUCAUUGCCAUUGAAUUUGACUGUUAAGUAAUAUAUCUAUACAUACAAACAUAACAUACAUAUACAUAUAAAUAUAUAUAUAUAAAUAUAAAUACUAUACCAAGUAGUGUAAAGGAUUAUUCAGACUGUAUUUCACCAGGAUGCAUUAUAAUGACCUUUGUGUGGAGAUGUGGGCAUGAAUUGAGUAAUGGACCAUAAUUGCUUCUACUGUGUUGUGCAGAUCUUCCUUUAUCCUCAUCUCAUUUCAUUUGAUCCCUAUAACUGUUAACUUCUUAUUUGUAACACGCCACUCUUCAUUUUUUAUUUAUUUAUGUAUUUUAUUUUAUUUUUUGUUUUCUUUUUCUUUUUUACCAUGCUACACCAUGGCACGACAAAACCUCCCAUUUCUGACUUUUCCUUGCUUUAUAAGGAAUUCAAAAGAACUUAGAGAUUCAAUAGAGCCAUGAAAUCUUACUAUGAUGUUGCCAGAUAAUAAAAGAACAUGUUCCAUUGAAGAGCAGAUCUGGCCAAAGCUUUUACACUCACAGAGAUCUACACUGAGCACAUUGGUGGACAUUGAAUGAGGGAACGAUGCAAACACAGUAGGAUCAAGUGUGGUCUGUUGCUCUGCCUCUCACCACAACUGCACCGGGAGUCUUUACUGCAAUUAUGUUAUCAUUACCUUCAGUUUUUAGUCGUAAUGAUGAUUCUGUCCAGCAAUCUGUCUGUUCCCAUAAACCCCCCAAAAAAGUAACAGAUCUUUCAAAGGGCCUAUUUGAAUAUUACCCUCAAAUAUAAUACAAAGAUUUAUAGUAGAUAUGUAAGGGCAUUCCAUCUCUUCAGCCUUUUUUUGUCUAAUGGUUGGCUAACUGGUCGUUCCAUAGUUAAUUCCCUCCCCAACACCCUAACUUGUAUAUCUGGGCAUUUAUUUGUCUUUUUGUCACCCCCAGAAUACUGCAAGGUUAGGCAGGAGAGGGCUGUGUAAGAAGUAAGGGGGGUUGGAAGGGGUAACUAAAUCUGAUAUUAUGUAAUGACCAUAGGUUGAUAUGUCCCAUUGUAUUGCAGUAAGUCACAAGGUUUGUACAUGGUGUAAAUAGUCGUAUGUAA
This is a messenger RNA of Portunus trituberculatus (swimming crab), 8989 nucleotides long. RefSeq names its product ras-related protein Rab-35-like (gene Rab35). Gene Ontology annotation, molecular function: GTP binding; GTPase activity. NCBI's taxonomy places the organism in Eukaryota, Metazoa, Arthropoda, Malacostraca, Decapoda, Portunidae. The transcript has 6 exons. Gene Ontology annotation, cellular component: endosome membrane; plasma membrane. Gene Ontology annotation, biological process: endocytic recycling. The record is from RefSeq and is a predicted model, not a curated record. The coding region runs from base 290 to 895 and encodes 201 amino acids.